This is a messenger RNA of Coregonus sp. 'balchen', 3446 nucleotides long. The record is from the annotation of a GenBank genome assembly. NCBI's taxonomy places the organism in Eukaryota, Metazoa, Chordata, Actinopteri, Salmoniformes, Salmonidae.
AUGACGUUGGCUGAGUCAGCAAAGCUGGGUGGUAUUCAUUAAGUACCGAAUGGAAGAAAACCGACUGAAACAGGGAGGGACUACCUGAAGUUGUCCAAUAAGAAACACUGUUUUUAGUUUUACUGUUAUUUAACAAUUAUUUUGCAAUGUUCCACAGACAGGGACUUUUUGACCCUUUGUGAUUUAAAGGCACAAAUAUAUAACUUUUAUUUCCAGUGCUACUCCUGGGUGGUCACUUUUCGGGUGCAUAAAUGCUCACUCUCUUCACUCUUUCUCCACUCAGCUCUCUUCACGGAGGUCCCUCAUGACAUCACAACGCAUAGUGGUCAGGAUGUGGAGAUGGCCUGUUCAUUCCGGGGGGCGGGGCCCUCCUACUCCCUGGAGAUCCAGUGGUGGUACAUGAAGAACAACAGAGACUGGCCAGAGAAACCCGCCUGGACCUCCAAUCAGGUGAGCUGCUGAGAGGAACGUUUGGUUGGAGGGCGGGACUUGCCUUUUAAGUGGAGAAUGUUAUUGGCCGUUGGGUGUUUGAGUGACACCUGUGAGUCAAUGAUCCGAGUUACUGUUCUGUGAUUCUGCUUGACAUAGAGUAGCAGUGGUUGUGUUAACUUGAUGAGCACAAUUAAUCAAUGUAGAUCCACCCACUAAAUAUUAGUAACUGUCAACCCUGGUUUGUCUAUUGAAAGGUUACAAAUGGAGCCCCGAAUCCUUCCUUGAGAUACGUGUGUCGGCAUGUGUAUAACAUCCUCCCAACCUGCAUUAACCUGACCAUGCAUUAUUCACUUGCAUUAUGUUCUUGUUUCUUAAAAGAGUAGCCCUUUAUCUGAUUAUAAUUAUAAUUAUUAGAAUAUUUUAUUAAUUAUUAGCUAAGAUAUUUAUUAUCUUUUAAAUGUAUUCUAAAUGUACAUCAGUCGGGUUUUAGACCAGAUCAUAGCAGUACCAGAUCAUAGCACUACCCUCUUUGAUUUCACAUAGGUUGAUACAUUGCUAUGUUUUAAUUCAUAAAGCCCUUUUACAAAAAGUCCCACUGUACCUAACAUCAUUACAACAUUUUAGCCAUACGAGUUACCACAUCCGGUCUCAAGGAUAGCUAAUUCUGGAAAUUCCUUUAGUCUCUACUGAGUUAGGUAAAAUCAGCUCUUAGUUUUCUUGCACCUUAUUUGUGGAACAGUUUUCAAAAUGUUCUUAAAUUUGAUGUUCUGGUGCCUAUAGGGCAAUUCAGAAAGCUGAUUGAGGACCUUAUUACUGAUGAAUGUGUUAGUUUUUUAUGACCAUGUUUUUCUUUCUGCUUGCAUUUUGUAUUUAUAUUUUGAUAUGUGUAUUUUCUGUCAUUUAUGUAAUUCAUGGUCAUCUGUAAAAUAAACAUUGGUCUCAGUAUGACUCCCUAAUCAAAUAAAGGUUAAAUUAAAUAAAUAAAUGCAAAAAACAUUAAUUAAGCCCACAUGGACUUUGUUAACACACUAUUACCAUACAAAGAGAUAAUGUAUAUUACUGUGGACAGAACUGAAUCGACUGAAUCCACAUUAGCCUACAAUACAGCAGGCAGAGGAAAUACAUUAGCCACAGCCCUUGGCACUGGAAAUAAUAGAUAAUUGCUGAUUAGCAUUUUACUAGCGCUGUGGGAGGAGGUUGACUUCUCUAACCCCCUGCUGUGGUGCUAGACACUAUAAUUGGCAUUAAGGAAGGAAUAGAUUUUCCAAAUCUCUGUUCGAUGCAUAAUGCAUACCUAUGCCCAUAAGAACAUUAACAACUUCAUAGUUAAGAACACUAUAAUAAUAUUGAAUAAAAUAAAACUUAUUCUACAAGAACCAAUAUCAAUUCCUAUAAACACAACCUUAUGGAACAAUCCUUGGAUAGCUUUUCAGAAUUCACUGAUAAAUUGGUCCAAAUGGAAAACUAAAGGCAAAUAAACCUUAAAUGACUUGGUAACAGGAAAUACAUUUAUUUCCAUGACAGAAUAAAAAAAAUAUUUGGACUGACCAAUGUAGAUAGUUUCAAAUACAUGCAAUUUAAAAGUUACAUAUCACAAAAUGUCGAUUUCAAAUCCUUUGGACAUCAGAGCAACCUUGAGGGAAUCUUAUUUGAGUCAGAAAAGGAUGUUCAUAUGAUAGGGAAGAUAUACUGUACAAAACAUUGCAGAGAGCAUAUACAACUGACAAUCUCUCAGAAAAAAAAAUAAUAAUAAUUGGAACCAAGACAUAAAAAUAACUGAUGUUGGCACAAGAUGGAGGGAAAGUUGGGAGAAUAACUAACAAAAUUACAGUUAACUAAAAUGUACGCUUAAUCCAGUAUUAGCUAAUGUAUAGAAUUUAUUAUACAAGAGACAAAAUUAUACAGCACAACAGCAGAGUCAUGUCUUAAGUGUAAAACGAAUAAUGACUCAAUAAUCCAUGCUUACUGGGAAUGCUAUGAAGUCCAAAAGUUAUGGGUGGAGCUAGAAAGGUGGCUGUCAGAAUGUAAACUUAUUUUAAUCUGUCUGUCUGCAUAUUUCAAGACAUACCCAAUGGGCUGGACAAUUCUCUUCUCAACACUGAUCUUGAAAAAAUGUAUACUAAAAAUGUGGAAAUCAAUACGCCAUCAUUAACCCAAUGGAAAAAUCUAAUGGUUUAUUAUUGAAAUAUUGAAAUAGCAUGGGCGACUGAGAAAAACGAAUUGGUACAAUUUAAGGCCAAGUGCCAAACAAUAAUGUAGGCACUAGGGAUGGGGUUGUGAGCAUGCGGGUCUGGGCAGAUGAUAUGUAGCCAUUGUUUGUGUGCGUCUGUAAGUUCACAUCAAUAUACACAUCAAUAUUCACAUCAAUACACUAAAAGCAAAACAAAAUCAUUGAAAAACAAGUCAAGUCAUUUUGAUUCUAUCUAAAUUGAUACUGUAUGUCACUUGCUAAUGUUAUUUCAGCCAUAUGCCUGACUUAUUUUAAUCAAUUCCUUAUAGGUGGUGCCAAUGGAGAUGUCUAAGGAUGCCACCAAAAUAAGUGUGAGGAGACACAUGUACAGUAUACAGUACUGCACUGUAAACUAAAUUGACUCUUAACUAAACAUGAUUAACUCAUUACUAACUUAAUUACCUGUGUUGAAACCCAGGAAUAUGAUUCAUAUGCAUAUGACUUACAAAUACAUUAUCUCCUGCCACAGGUGGUGAAAGUGGCCGGGAGCAACAUCUCCCACAAGCUCCGCCUCUCCAGCGUCAAGCGGUCAGACGAGGGCAUGUACGAGUGCCGCGUCAUCGACUUCAGCGGCAGCGUGGCACAGCACCACCACAUCCGGGCCUACCUCCAGGUGGAAGCCGAGAGAAGGCUGGGCCACGGGUCAGCAGACUCCCAGCCCAAGGAGCCCCGACAGAAGGGACAGGGGAGCCAGGUGCACCCCCACCAAACAGAGGGCCGGGAACUGAAGAGGCGAUCGGCCGAUGACAGCACCACGGACUGCACUGAGAGCUGUGUGCUCUAG